Vespa velutina is the source of this 7032-nucleotide messenger RNA. RefSeq names its product myosin heavy chain, muscle (gene Mhc). The coding region runs from base 255 to 6335 and encodes 2026 amino acids. The record is from RefSeq and is a predicted model, not a curated record. Gene Ontology annotation, cellular component: myosin complex. NCBI's taxonomy places the organism in Eukaryota, Metazoa, Arthropoda, Insecta, Hymenoptera, Vespidae. The transcript has 26 exons. Gene Ontology annotation, molecular function: ATP binding; cytoskeletal motor activity; actin filament binding.
ACGAUCUUUGUUUAUUAUUUAGGGCCGCCCAGAUCGUGCCGCCAGAAGUAGUCCGUCCGUCGCCGAAUUCAGCGAGGAACGAAGAGAACGAAGAAAGAAAAAAAAAUCAAGCGAGCAGGCCUCCCUCUCCCUCUUAUUAUAGUGGGAAAACGACGAAAAGUGUGAAAGGAUAAAGAAUAGAAAGACGAAUAUAUCUUUCUCGAGUUUCGAAGUAAUCGAGUAAUCGAGAAGUAGCGACACCAAAGUUAACCAACAUGCCAAAGCCAAAGCCUCAGGAGGGAGAAGAUCCUGAUCCAACUCCCUAUCUCUUUGUUUCUCUCGAACAAAAGAGAAUCGAUCAGACCAAACCUUAUGAUGCUAAAAAGGCGUGCUGGGUACCCGACGAAAAGGAGGGUUAUCUUCUUGGUGAAAUCAAAGCUACCAAGGGUGAUGUUGUUUCCGUCGGAUUACCAGGCGGCGAGACAAAGGACUUCAAGAAGGAUCAACUGCAGCAAGUGAACCCGCCAAAAUACGAGAAAUGCGAGGACAUGUCUAAUCUGACCUACCUCAAUGAUGCUUCAGUACUGCACAACUUAAAACAACGUUACUACGCCCAACUCAUCUACACGUAUUCUGGCCUGUUCUGCGUUGCCAUUAACCCUUACAAAAGAUUCCCUGUCUAUACUCAAAGGUGCGCAAAAUUAUAUCGUGGUAAAAGACGUAAUGAAGUUCCACCCCAUAUCUUUGCCAUUUCCGAUGGUGCUUACGUCAACAUGUUAACCAACAGUGAAAAUCAGUCUAUGUUGAUUACCGGUGAAUCUGGUGCUGGUAAAACUGAAAACACGAAAAAAGUAAUUGCUUAUUUUGCCACUGUUGGUGCUUCAACAAAGAAAGCCGAUGAUACAUCCCAAAAGAAGGGUUCUCUUGAGGAUCAAGUCGUUCAGACUAAUCCCGUAUUGGAAGCCUUUGGUAAUGCUAAGACCGUCCGUAAUGACAACUCCUCGCGUUUUGGUAAAUUCAUUCGUAUUCACUUCGGUCCCUCCGGAAAAUUGGCCGGUGCUGAUAUCGAAACUUAUUUAUUGGAAAAGGCUCGUGUCAUCUCUCAACAGACUUUAGAACGUUCGUAUCACAUCUUCUACCAAAUGAUGUCUGGAUCUGUGAAAGGGUUAAAGGACAUAUGCUGUUUGUCGGACAACGUUCACGAUUACCACUUCAUCUCUCAGGGCAAGACCACUAUUCCAAACGUUGAUGACGGCGAGGAAUUACAACUUACCGACCAAGCCUUUGACGUGCUGGGCUUCACGCAAGAAGAAAAGGAUAACAUUUACAAGAUCACUGCUGCUGUUAUGCACAUGGGUGGUAUGAAGUUCAAACAAAGGGGUCGAGAAGAACAGGCUGAAGCUGAUGGUACAGAGGAAGGUGAAAGAGUCGCGAAACUUCUUAGUUGCGACUGUGCCGAUCUUUACAAGAACUUAUUGAAACCAAGGAUCAAGGUCGGAAAUGAGUUCGUCACCCAAGGUCGUAACAAAGAUCAAGUAGCCUAUUCCGUAGGUGCUAUGUCGAAAGCUAUGUUCGACAGAUUAUUCAAAUGGUUGGUGAAGAAAUGUAACGAGACCCUGGAUACUCAACAAAAGAGACAACAUUUUAUUGGUGUACUAGAUAUUGCUGGUUUUGAGAUUUUCGACUACAAUGGCUUUGAGCAACUCUGCAUCAACUUCACCAACGAGAAAUUACAACAAUUCUUCAAUCAUCACAUGUUUGUACUCGAGCAAGAGGAAUACAAGAAGGAAGGCAUUGAUUGGGAAUUUAUAGAUUUUGGAAUGGAUUUGGCUGCUUGUAUAGAGCUCAUCGAAAAGUUCAACAGUUUCGAACAACUCUGCAUCAACUUUACGAACGAAAAACUACAGCAAUACUUCAAUCAUCAUAUGUUCAUCUUGGAACAAGAAGAAUACGAACGCGAGGGUAUUCCUUGGACUUUUAUCGAUUUUGGUAUGGACUUGCAGUCGACGAUCGAUUUGAUCGAAAAGCCCAUGGGUAUCCUCUCGAUUCUUGAAGAAGAGUCCAUGUUCCCCAAGGCCACUGAUAAGACCUUUGAAGAAAAAUUGAACAACAAUCACUUGGGCAAGAGUCCAAAUUUCUUGAAACCGAAACCACCUAAACCUGGUCAGCAAGCAGCUCACUUUGCCAUUGGACAUUAUGCUGGCAACGUACCCUACAACAUCACUGGUUGGCUAGAAAAGAACAAGGACCCCCUAAACGAUUCGGUCGUCGAUCAAUUCAAAAAAUCAGGCAAUAAAUUGCUCGUUGAAAUCUUUGCCGAUCAUCCAGGCCAAUCUGGUGAUGCUGGUGGUGGUGGCGGUGGUGGCAAAGGUGGACGUGGUAAGAAGGGCGGUGGUUUCUCCACUGUCUCUUCGUCUUACAGGGAACAGUUGAACAAUUUGAUGACCACUCUAAGAGCAACGCAACCUCACUUCGUCCGUUGUAUCAUCCCUAAUGAAAUGAAACAGCCAGGUGUCAUCGAUUCUUACCUAGUCAUGCAUCAGUUAACUUGUAACGGUGUACUUGAAGGCAUUCGUAUCUGUCGUAAAGGAUUCCCUAACAGGAUGGUCUAUCCUGACUUCAAAUUGCGGUACAAGAUCUUGGCACCUGCAGCUGUUGAUAAAUGCGGUGGAGAUCCAAAGAAGGCUGCUGCAGCUAUUUUGGAGGGGUCUGGUCUUGAUCCUGAUCAAUACCGUCUUGGACAUACCAAGGUAUUCUUCCGUGCUGGAGUCUUGGGUCAGAUGGAAGAACUUCGUGAUGAACGUCUAGGCAAAAUCGUAUCAUGGAUGCAAGCCUUCAUUCGAGGUUACCUCGCGCGUAAAGAUUACAAGAAACUACAAGAUCAACGUUUGGCCCUUGUCGUUGUUCAAAGAAAUUUGAGAAAGUAUCUUCAACUUCGUACCUGGCCAUGGUGGAAAUUGUGGCAAAAGAUCAAACCUCUUCUCAAUGCUACCCGUAUCGAGGACGAAUUGGCUGCACUCGAGGAGAAGGCAAAGAAAGCACAAGAAGCCUUUGAAAAGGAAGAAAAACUUCGUAAGGAACUUGAGGAACAAAACGCGAAACUUACCACAGAAAAGAAUGCCUUGCAACGGCAAUUGGAUGGUGAAAAGGGUUCACUUUCGGAAUACAUGGAGAAGUCCUUGAAACUUGCUGCGCAAAAAGCUGAUAUGGAAUCUCAGCUUCAAGAUCUUAACGACAGAUUCAAGGAAGAAGAAGAUGCUAGGAACAAUCUAUUCCAGAAUAAAAAGAAACUCGAGCAAGAAGUAGCUGGUUUGAAGAAAGAUAUCGAGGAUUUAGAAUUGAAUCUUCAAAAAUCUGAACAAGACAAGGCUACGAAGGAUCAUCAAAUUCGUAACUUGAACGACGAGAUUGCUCAUCAAGAUGAAUUGAUUAAUAAAUUGAAUAAGGAGAAGAAGAACCAGGGUGAGAUCAAUCAGAAGACGGGUGAGGAACUUCAAGCUGCCGAGGACAAAGUCAAUCACCUUAACAAAGUUAAGAUCAAACUCGAGCAUACUCUUGACGAGCUUGAGGAUUCCUUGGAACGUGAAAAGAAAUCUCGCGCCGACGUUGAGAAAGCAAAGAGAAAGGUGGAAGGUGACUUGAAAUUGACCCAAGAAGCUGUAGCCGAUUUGGAAAGGAACAAGAAGGAAUUGGAACAAACUAUUCAACGCAAAGACAAGGAACUCUCGUCGCUUACUGCCAAAUUGGAAGAUGAACAAUCGUUAGUAGGCAAACUUCAGAAACAGAUUAAGGAACUCCAAGCGAGAAUCGAAGAACUCGAGGAAGAGAUCGAAGCAGAACGCGGAGCUCGUGGCAAAGCUGAGAAACAACGUAGCGAUCUUGCACGAGAAUUGGAAGAACUUGGUGAGCGUCUCGAGGAAGCUGGUGGUGCUACCUCUGCUCAAAUCGAAUUGAACAAGAAGAGAGAGGCUGAACUUAGCAAGUUAAGGAGAGAUCUCGAGGAAGCUAAUAUUCAACAUGAAGCUUCUCUUGCUAGCUUGCGCAAGAAACAUAAUGAUGCCGUUGCUGAAAUGGGAGAACAAAUCGAUACGCUUAACAAGUUGAAGGCUAGGACCGAAAAAGAAAAGGUUCAAUACUUCAGCGAGUUGAACGACCUUCGUGCUACGGUUGACCACCUCAGCAAUGAAAAGGCCGCCCAAGAAAAAAUUGUAAAACAAUUGCAACAUCAAUUGAACGAAACCCAAGGCAAGUUGGAAGAAGUUAAUCGUACGUUGAACGACUUCGAUGCAGCGAAGAAGAAGUUGUCGAUCGAGAACAGUGACUUGUUGCGCCAAUUGGAGGAAGCCGAGUCCCAGGUUAGCCAAUUGUCGAAGAUCAAGAUCUCGUUGACGACACAAUUGGAAGAUACGAAGAGGCUUGCUGACGAGGAAUCAAGGGAACGUGCCACGCUUCUUGGUAAAUUCCGUAAUUUGGAACACGACUUGGACAAUAUUCGCGAGCAAGUUGAGGAAGAAGCCGAAGGCAAAGCAGAUCUCCAAAGACAAUUGAGCAAGGCUAACGCCGAGGCUCAACUGUGGCGUACGAAAUACGAAUCCGAAGGAGUAGCCAGGGCUGAGGAACUCGAAGAGGCCAAACGAAAGCUUCAGGCUCGACUUGCUGAAGCCGAGGAAACGAUCGAAUCCCUCAACCAAAAGGUCAUUGCUCUGGAAAAGACGAAACAGAGGCUUUCGACCGAAGUCGAGGAUCUUCAAAUCGAGGUCGAUCGUGCCACUGCUAUUGCCAAUGCCGCUGAAAAGAAACAGAAGGCAUUCGACAAGAUCAUUGGCGAAUGGAAGCUCAAAGUUGACGAUCUUGCCGCUGAACUGGAUGCCAGUCAAAAGGAAUGCCGUAAUUACAGUACCGAGCUCUUCAGGCUCAGAGGUGCCUAUGAGGAAAGUCAAGAACAAUUGGAAGCUGUGCGUCGUGAGAACAAGAAUCUCGCCGACGAGGUGAAAGAUCUUUUGGAUCAAAUAGGCGAAGGUGGACGUAACAUUCAUGAGAUCGAGAAGGCUAGAAAGCGUUUGGAGGCGGAGAAGGAUGAACUCCAGGCAGCAUUGGAGGAAGCUGAAGCAGCUUUGGAACAAGAAGAAAACAAAGUACUCAGAAGCCAGCUGGAAUUGAGCCAAGUUAGACAAGAGAUCGAUCGUCGUAUCCAAGAGAAGGAGGAAGAAUUUGAGAACACAAGGAAGAAUCAUCAACGAGCUCUUGACUCGAUGCAAGCUUCUCUCGAAGCAGAAGCCAAGGGCAAAGCCGAGGCACUUCGUAUGAAAAAGAAAUUGGAAGCUGAUAUUAACGAAUUAGAAAUAGCUUUGGAUCACGCAAACAAAGCCAAUGCCGAAGCUCAAAAGAAUAUUAAGAGAUAUCAGCAACAAUUGAAGGAUGUACAGACCGCUCUGGAAGAGGAACAACGAGCACGCGACGAAGCAAGAGAACUUCUUGGUAUAUCUGAGCGUCGUGCUAAUGCACUUCAAAAUGAACUUGAAGAAAGCCGUACGCUUUUGGAACAAGCCGAUCGUGGUCGUAGACAGGCCGAACAAGAAUUAGCAGAUUGUCACGAACAAUUGAACGACCUCAGUGCUCAGAAUGCUUCCAUCUCUGCUGCCAAGAGGAAACUCGAAGCCGAAUUGCAGACCCUCCAUUCUGAUCUCGACGAGCUUCUAAACGAAGCCAAGAACUCCGAAGAGAAAGCUAAGAAGGCAAUGGUCGAUGCUGCACGAUUGGCUGACGAACUCCGAGCUGAACAAGAUCAUGCUCAAACGCAAGAGAAACUUCGCAAGGCUCUUGAGACACAGAUCAAAGAACUCCAAGUUCGUCUUGAUGAAGCCGAGGCGAAUGCUUUGAAGGGAGGCAAGAAAGCAAUACAAAAGUUGGAACAACGCGUACGUGAAUUGGAGAAUGAACUUGAUGGUGAACAAAGGAGACACGCUGACGCUCAGAAGAACCUUCGCAAGUCUGAACGACGCAUUAAGGAACUUAGCUUCCAGGCUGAUGAGGAUCGUAAGAAUCACGAACGCAUGCAAGACCUAGUCGACAAACUUCAGCAGAAGAUCAAGACAUACAAGAGACAGAUCGAGGAGGCAGAAGAGAUCGCUGCAUUGAAUCUUGCCAAGUUCCGUAAGGCUCAGCAAGAGCUUGAGGAGGCCGAAGAGAGAGCCGACUUGGCUGAACAAGCUAUUACCAAAUUCCGCACUAAAGGCCGUGGGGGAAGUGCCGCACGUGGAUUGAGCCCAGCGCCACACCGACCUGCGUUCAAGCCCCAGUUCGAUGGUUCCGCAUUCCCGCCACGCUUCGACCUACAGCCCGAUGGUGAUUUGUAAAGAUCGAUGAAGAAUUAAUUAACCCAAUAAAAACAACAACAACAACAACAACAACAACAACAUCGUCCAUGGAUUUUUAUCGCAAAACGAAAGAAAGGAAAACAAAUGGAUCAAGUUCGUGAGAACAUUUAUUUAUCACGGGGCAUCGUCGUCUCACUGUUUUAAAAUAAUAAUUAAUAAUAAUAAUAAUAAUAGAUUUCUAAUGAGUCUAUUAUUGUUAUUAAUAUGUCGUUUAAUUAUUAUAUCUAUAUUUCGAGAUAAUUGAUAAGUAUCCAUAACUUUUUCAUUCGAAUAAAUUCAAUCAAUGAUAAAACGUAUUCUAAAUGGCAAAUUGAUCAAAAAAAAAAAAAGAAAAAAAAGAAAAAAAAGAAAAAAAAAAGAAAAAAAGAGAAAAAAAAAGAAAAAAAAAGAAAAAUGAUUGGAAAAAUGAUUUGAUGAAAAAGGCUCGAAAAAAAUAAUAAUAAUAAAUGAUCUAAGAGAAAGAUCCACUCGAGCUAAAGGUCGAGGGAGGGAGAGAGAGAGAGAGAGUGAGUGAGAGAACGCGUGAAAGAGUGGGAGAGAAAGAGAGAGAGAGAGAGAGAGAGAGAGAGAGAGAGAGAAAAGGAGCUACGAGCAGAGACAAUGAGAGGCGAGAGCCAACGAGAGAUAUAUCUGUUAUAUUUACAUACAUAUAUAUACAUACAUACGUACAACAACA